Papaver somniferum (opium poppy) is the source of this 1386-nucleotide messenger RNA. RefSeq lists its product as uncharacterized. The coding region runs from base 1 to 1386 and encodes 461 amino acids. The record is from RefSeq and is a predicted model, not a curated record. The transcript has a single exon. Lineage: Eukaryota; Viridiplantae; Streptophyta; Magnoliopsida; Ranunculales; Papaveraceae.
AUGGCAUCUGUGAUUAGAAGACUGGACAGUUUAGAGCUUCAAAAAGGUGAUAAACCUAAUACAUCUGUCACAUGUAAUCAGGUAGAAAUGUCCAUGUGUUUUUUCUGUAAGAACUCGGAACAUUUAGAUGAAAACUGUCCUGAAUUGCAUGAAAUUAAGGGGUCUAGACUUGAGCAGGCCAAUGCUUUGUACCAAAAACAUGAGAACAUCUCGUAUUCUCAUACCUACAACCCAGGGUGGAGGAAUCACCCUAAUUUCUCAUGGUCUAAAGGGCCCGUACAAGGGGGUACAAUAAGUAAUAACCAAGGAUAUUCAUAUCCUAGAAACCCCCAAGUACAAACACACACACAGUACCUUGUAGAGAAAAGGCCUAGCUUUGAUGAUGGUGUAAGCCAAAUGAAUCAAAAUCUUUUGCAAUAUCAGAAGUUAAAUGAUCAGAGGCUUGCAAGUUUAGAACUCAAAAUGGGUCAAAUUUUUGAUGCACUAAAUGAAAAAGAAAAAGAUAAACUCCCUAGUCAUCCCCAACAAAAUCCCGAAAGUGCAUUCCAGGAAAGCACCUCAGGUUGCAAUGAGUCCUCUCAUAGUCAAGUGAAUGUUGUCACCACUCUUCGUAGUGGUGAAGUUGUUGACAACAAUGUAGGUGAACCACAGUCGAGUGAGUCUAAAUCAGACUCACCGGUGCAUAUAACUCCACAGAAAACACCUAGUGUAGAGAAGGAAUCUGAGCAUGAUAGUGACUCUGAGAAUUCCACUGAUGUCAAUAUUCCUUUGUCAUCGUCUGUGCCUGUUGCUCCAUUUCCCCAAAGGUUGGUACAACAGAAGAAAGGUACCCAAUACUGUGAGAUGUUAGAAAUGUUUAAACUAGUCAACAUAAACAUCCCUUUUCUUGAAGCAAUCAAACAAACACCUACAUAUGCUAAAUUAUUGAAAGAUCUAUGCACACAAAAGCGGAAGCUUCAUGUGCAUAAGCGUGCCUUUCUCUCUGAACAUGUAAGUUCAGUUAUCCAAAAUAAGACCCCACCUAAGCUUAAAGACCUGGGUAGUCCAACUAUCACAUGCACUAUAGGUGACCAUACAAUCGAUAGGGCUUUGCUAAAUUUAGGUGCAAGUGUGAAACUUUUUUCAUAUUUUGUGUAUAAGCAAUUAGGUCUUGAGGAGCUGAAACCCACUCUUGUUACGCUACAGUUAGCGGACAGAUCUGUGAAAAAUCCUCGUGGUAUUUUUGAGGAUGUAUUGAUCAAGAUUGAAAAAUUUUAUUUUCCUGUGGACUUCAUUGUGUUAGAUACUCAACCUGUGCAAUAUCCUGAUAAUCAUAUUCCUGUCAUUUUAGGACGUCCUUUCUUGGCAACGUACAAUGCUAUCAUAAUUAUCGUAAUGGAGUGUUGA